GCUUACGCAAAUGAUCAAGUUCUUCUAUAUCAAUUAACUUUAUCCAAUUUAACUUUUCUCGGACUUUAUUGUGAUAUAGCACCUAACAGUAUCGGUUAUAUAUGCAUAAUUGAAAUUAGUAAUAAUCAAUCGCAACCGACUUACGUAAAAGUUAAAUUUUUAACGUCCGCAUCAGUGAUGACGGUUAAUUUAUUAUCCGAUAUGCCUGACCUUAGCACAACUGAGAUCAUAUCUCAAGGCUUUGGAAUGCAAGCAAUGGCAUUCGGUGGUUAUAUAUUGUAUGCUAUGAAUAAAAAUUACGAUUAUUAUAUUUGGCCUUAUGAUGAGGUCAACAGUAAAAUGCAUCAAAUAGGACCUUAUUCUGCAAAUAAAUAUGCAGCAAAUGCUCUUUAUAAUAAUAUUAAUCAGAAUAAUCUUAAUGCCGCAAAUGGUAUUAUGAGGAAUAAUAAUACUUUUAUACUCGCGUCAUCCACACCAAAAGCAAAAACUUCGUGGUCCCUGUACAAGAUUCCAUUACCUACGGUUAUACUUGGUCAUAGUGGUUACGGUAAUCUUCAAGUAGUUAAAAUUGAACCACCACCAAUUAAUACAACGCAUAAUGGCAUUGUCAAUGCAAAUACAAAUACCUUAUUCAUUACCUUUAAAAAUCCUGUUAUUUUGUCAAACGGUAAUAUCACCAUUUACAAAGAUUCUGAUAAAACAAUUAGGCAAAAAAUUGCUGCAUCAAUGUCCGAUUACGUUGGAAUUGCAGAUAAUAAUCGCACGACUGUCAAUAUAACCAUCAUUAGCAGCACAUUUAAUCAAUACGGUGAAAUUUAUUAUAUGCAGAUGGAUGCUGAUUUUGUCAGAGAUGAAAAGAGCUAUGAACCUUUAACAGGAAUUGAAGAAGAUAUUGUGAAGUAUAAUUCAACAACUAUACCACGUCCCUCAGAGGAAGCUGCUAUCUGUGUAGCUCGUCUCACUGAGGAUGCAACAAAAACAUUUAACAAUCUCCCUGAUGUCAAUCAAACACAAUACUUUAAAAAGCUAUUACUAGAUAUUGCUACAAAGUUACCAUGCCGACCUGAACUUCUAUCUACAUAUGGAUCCCCUCAGUAUAUUUCUAUUAAUUCUAUAGAAAAUGUUCAAUUUUCUAUCCGUGUAAAUAAAACAAUUCCAAAGCUAGACAAAAAUAAUACAGUUCCAGGGAUUGUCUCAGAUAUAGAUGAUAUGAUCAAGAAUAAGAAAGUCACCACUUUUUCCGAUGGUAUAACAAAUGAUUUAGAUGAAAAUUUUGGCUUUAAAAAGCCAAAUAGUAUACUGGGAGAUUAUAAAGAUAAAAUUAUUCCUUUUGUAUCUGCAGCAGCAGUGAACACUAUACUUUACUUAGCAUCUCGAUCCAAUAAGCAAGUACCUGACCAAUUCAAACAAAUGUUGAAUACAUUUACAACUGGAUUAUUCACAGCCUCUCAUACAAGUUUAUCAAGCAUAUUUUCUUUUCAAGAUGUUAAUAAUUACCCGAAAUUCAGCUUGCCAAGCAAAAUCUUAUGGAUUACUCCACUAGCAAUAAAUAUUACUGUUUUUACUUAUAUUAUGUGUAAAGGGGGAUUUAAUGGAAAAAAUUUUAUGAAUUUAAUACUUAUUGGUUUAACAUUAUAUAAUAGUGAAACUUCAAUACUUAUAAACCAAAGCCAGCUUAAAGAUAUGUUUGGUAAAGAUUUUGAGGCUACAGCUAAAUAUAGAGGUUUUGCUGAUAUCUUACUUAAAAGUAUUCCACAGCUAAUUACUCAG
Messenger RNA from Dentiscutata heterogama, 1770 nucleotides. NCBI's taxonomy places the organism in Eukaryota, Fungi, Glomeromycota, Glomeromycetes, Diversisporales, Gigasporaceae. The record is from the annotation of a GenBank genome assembly.